AUGGCCUCCUUCCUACCCCGCGCGGCUCCUUGCGCUCUACGCUUCGCCACCCGCCCGGUGCUCCGCGCUCAGCGCCCAGCAGCUCCCCUCUUCCGCCGCGGAUUCGCAACGCCUCCUGUUGCUGAGCAGCCUCGCCUCCGAUUAGGCUCCGUAGCGCCGAACUUCCAGGCCAAGACUACCCAUGGAGACAUUGACUUUCACAAGUACAUCGAGGGCAGCUGGGCGAUUCUGUUCUCGCACCCUGCGGACUUCACGCCCGUGUGUACGACAGAACUGGGUGCUUUUGCGAAGUUGAAGGGGGAGUUUGAGAACAGAGGUGUGAAGAUGAUCGGGCUGAGCGCAAACGACCUCUCUCAACACGACCAAUGGGUCUCCGACAUCAACGAAGUGUGCAACACCAACGUCACGUUCCCAAUCAUUGCCGACGCCGACCGUAAAGUCGCCUACCUCUACGACAUGAUCUCGCAAGACGACCUGGACAAUAUCGCAAAGAAGGGCAUUGCUUUCACGAUUCGCGCGGUAUAUAUCAUCGACCCGAGUAAGAAGAUCAGAUUGACGAUGCUGUACCCCGCGAGCACGGGAAGGAAUACGAGCGAGGUGCUCAGGGUGAUCGAUAGUCUGCAGUUGGGUGAUAAGAAGGGCGUUGUUACGCCGAUUGACUGGACAAGUGGGGACGAUGUCAUUGUGCCGCCGAGUGUGAGCACGGAGGAUGCGAGGAAGAAGUUUGGACAGGACAAUGUCCGUGAAGUGAAGCCCUACCUGAGGUUCACGAAUGUUGGAAAAUAG
Didymosphaeria variabile is the source of this 786-nucleotide messenger RNA. RefSeq lists its product as uncharacterized. The coding region runs from base 1 to 786 and encodes 261 amino acids. Gene Ontology annotation, molecular function: thioredoxin peroxidase activity. The record is from RefSeq and is a predicted model, not a curated record. The transcript has 2 exons. NCBI's taxonomy places the organism in Eukaryota, Fungi, Ascomycota, Dothideomycetes, Pleosporales, Didymosphaeriaceae. Gene Ontology annotation, cellular component: cytosol; mitochondrion. Gene Ontology annotation, biological process: cellular oxidant detoxification; cellular response to oxidative stress; cell redox homeostasis.